Orbilia oligospora ATCC 24927 is the source of this 345-nucleotide messenger RNA. RefSeq lists its product as uncharacterized. The record is from RefSeq and is a predicted model, not a curated record. Lineage: Eukaryota; Fungi; Ascomycota; Orbiliomycetes; Orbiliales; Orbiliaceae. The transcript has a single exon. The coding region runs from base 1 to 345 and encodes 114 amino acids.
AUGAGCCAACCCCACGGUACCAAUCCAGGUCAAGGAAUGGACCCACCCCAUCGGGUUCCGAUGCUAUACAUAUCGCCUCCCGUAACAGACUCAAUCCCAGAAGUCGAAGCAGCUUCUGUCCCUCAUACCCAAUGCCCAGUUUAUAACCUAUUCGAAACACAAGAAACCGAUAUAUUCCCACAAGGUCCAACGGUCCCACAGCAAUCUAGUUCAGACGAAAACAUACCAGCCUGUACAAGCUUUCAGAACGAGAAUAGACAAAUGGAUCAACCAAGCUCCGCGGAUGGUGGGCCACAACUUGAUCCUAUUUCCCAGGAUCCUACUUCCGAUAUCGCUCGUUCCUAG